UUCUGUUUGAUACUUGACCCAAAUUUUCGUGAUUUAAAAUUACGAAUUCUAUGAAUAUCAGAAAUAGUAGGAAGAAUUGAAAAUAAAAGCAACAUGACUUUCCAAGAGGAGUUUCAAGCAGUUGUUCUAGCUGCUGGAAAGGGAUCUAGAAUGUCUGAAAUCACAGGAGGAAAACCAAAGUGUAUUUUACCAGUGGGGCCAAAACCUUUGGUUUGGUAUUGUUUGCAUAAUUUACAACUAGCAGGAUUUUCUGAAAUCAUUUUAGUGGUACUUGAAAAUCAAAGAGCAGAUAUACAGAGUGUUCUAGAAAAAACUGAUUUGGAAGUGAAGAUUGACUACUUUUGUAUCAAUGAUAAUGAAGAUAUGGGAACCGCAGAUAGUCUUAGGUUACUUCAUGACAAGUUGAGAUCAGACAUUCUGGUUAUGUCAUGUGAUUUUGUUUCAGAAGUGAAUCUGAAAGGUGUUUUCAAUAUCUUCAGAGCUCAUAAUGCAUCAGUGGCAUCAUUGUUAUUACAUCCUCAGAAUAAUGAAGGUAUUGUAGUUCCAGGUCCCAAAUCAAAGCAUAAACCAGAAAGAGAUCUGAUUGGUAUUGAUGAACAAACUAGCAGACUUGUAUUUUUGGCAUCUGCUAGUGACUUUGAAAGUGAAUUAGCUUUACCAUGCAGCCUCUUGAAGAAACACACAAAGCUCAAAAUAUUUAGCAACUUACUUGAUUCACAUGUAUAUCUUCUCAAAAACUGGGUUGUCAAAUAUCUGAAGAGUGAGGAAAACAUCACCUCUAUCAAAGGUGAGCUACUGCCACACAUCAUCAAAAAGCAACUUUCCAGAGCUCCAAAAUUGAGAGAAGCUAAAGAGUCCAUUCUGAAUAGUAGGGAUCCAGGUGAUAUUUACAGUUUUGCUAAGGAGGAUGAGUUAGAAUUGGCUAUCAGAGAUGCUUCUUCAUUCAAUGAUCAUGUUGGUGAUUUGAGACCUAGUUAUCAUGGAGAUGCAAUCAGAUGUUUUGCCUAUAUUGCCCCCAAGAACACUUUUGGGAUCAGAGUGAAUACUUUACCAGCUUAUUGGUCAAUUAAUGCCAAGGUAAUUGACAACUGGGAAAAAAUAUCCAAUUCCAAUGAGCUGAUUUUUAAAUCACCUAAAGCUGUGAUCUUAUCAACUCAGGUAGAUAAUAGGUGUAUCAUUUGGGAAGGAGCAAAAUUGAAUGAAAAAACAUCAUUCAAGAAUAGUAUCAUUGGGUCAAAUGUAGAAGUUAACAGCUUCAGUAGAGUGUUUAAUAGUGUCAUUAUGAACAAUGUCACCAUUAAAGAAAAGGUGGCAUUAGAGAACUGCAUAGUCUGUGAUGGAGCCACAAUAGAAAAUGGAUGUCAGUUGAAGGGUUGUUUGAUUGGAAGCCAUCAUAUUGUUUCAGAAGGAUCUGACCACUCUAAUGAAGUUCUGACAGAAUCAGAUAGGUUAAUGGAAUUUUGAAGUCGUUCUAUGUAUGUAAAUUAUUACCAUAAUGUUAAUCAGAAAUGUCUAAUGAUU
Molecule: messenger RNA, 1521 nt
Organism: Phaedon cochleariae (mustard beetle)
Lineage: Eukaryota; Metazoa; Arthropoda; Insecta; Coleoptera; Chrysomelidae
Source: the annotation of a GenBank genome assembly